This is a messenger RNA of Geosmithia morbida, 1770 nucleotides long. RefSeq names its product 21S rRNA (GM2251-2'-O)-methyltransferase. NCBI's taxonomy places the organism in Eukaryota, Fungi, Ascomycota, Sordariomycetes, Hypocreales, Bionectriaceae. The record is from RefSeq and is a predicted model, not a curated record. The transcript has a single exon. Gene Ontology annotation, molecular function: RNA binding; RNA methyltransferase activity. Bases 1 to 1770 code for a protein of 589 amino acids. Gene Ontology annotation, biological process: rRNA methylation. Gene Ontology annotation, cellular component: mitochondrion.
AUGAUCCGCUCGUUACCUUUUCGGACAGUCGGUCUGAGCCGGAAUGCACCGGGGCGUGUCAUCGCCCCGCGCCUCCUGGACAGCAUCGCCGCGCCCGGCCUGACCCGAUCCUCGAGCCUGUCAGCCAUCCAUCGUGGUCUUCGCCGAUCCGACCGAGCCCAGCACGGGAGUGGCUCGAGAGGAGGAGGAGAUGGUGGUGGUGCGUCGCCGCCGCCGCCGUCGCGGGGACGUACCGGUAGCAGAGAUGGCAGGCACCGCACCGAGAGGGCCCUGGAGGGCGCUGGGUCCAAGCGGCAGCAGGACAGGCUGCUGCGCAAGCUCCGCCGCAAGCAAGAGGAGGACGAGGAGGGCACAGGCAAGAUGACGAGGCGGAAACGCUUCGCGGAUCCGACGACGGACUUUGGCAAGAGGAGCCUCGUAUACCACCUCAAGCACGGUGACCUGAAGGAUCUGGCGGGAAAGAUUGACGACCCCGUGAGUCCCAGAUCGCCCCUGGACAACAGGCGCAAGGACUGGGCGAUCCGCGAUGCCAUCGCCGGCCGCACGCCGCUUCCGACCAAGGAGCAGCAGCAGCGCCGCCGCGCCGGUGGCCGCCGAGACGACAGCGGCACGGCUGCACCCCGUGAUAGGGCCACCUUCUCCAGACGAGACGACGGGAAGGCUACGAGACCAGCGCGCGCCUCCGCCGCCGACGACGACGACGACAACGUCUCGAGACCGGCCCCGCGCCCGCGAAACGGCGGCAUGAUGCCCCUCACCAUCAAGUACACGACGGCAGCGUCGCAGUUCCUGUACGGCCGAUCGGUGGUGAAGGCGGCGCUGGAGCAGGCUCGCCGCAAGCUGUACCGGCUGUACAUAUACGCGGGGGAGUCGCGCAUCGAGACGCGGGACAUUGCGUCGCUGACGACGCUGGCACGCAAGCACGGCGUGCCCGUGACCAUGGUCCCCAACGAGGACCAGCGGCUGAUGGACAAGAUGAGCACGGGGCGGCCGCACAACGGCUUCGUGCUCGAGGCCUCGCCGCUGCCCCAGCUGCCCGUCACGUCGCUGGGAGCGGUGGAGGAGGCGCCGGGCAGGCCGCUUGGCUUUCACGUCGAGCUGGGCCACCAGUCGCGCGAGGAGGCCGACGUCAACGGCACGGAGGCCUUCAUCCCCCGCCGCCCGUCCACCAGCCGGUCAGGCCGCCCGCUGGUGCUCCUGCUUAACGAGAUCGUCGACCCGGGCAACCUGGGUGCCAUGCUCCGCACGGCGAGCUACUUUGGCGUGGACGCCGUGGGCGUGACGGACCGCAACUCGUCGACCCUCACGCCCGUCGUGCUGAAGUCGGCGGCCGGUGCCGUCGAGGAGGUCUCCAUCUUCACCGUCGACUCGGCCGUCAGGUUCCUCGAGGAGUCGCGCCGGGCCGGGUGGAGGUCGUUCGCCGCCGUGGCGCCGCCGAGCAGGAAGCUCACGUCCAUGCAUGCGGGCAAGUUUGUCUCCACCGGCGACAUCGAGAAGGAGAACCCCCUCGCUGAGAGCCCCUGCAUCCUCGUCCUCGGCAACGAAGGCUUCGGCCUGCCCAAGCAGGUCAAGAUGGCAGCCGACCACGAGCUGUCAGUGCCGCGGUUCGUCCACGACAGCUGCGUCGACAGCCUGAAUGUCAGCGUCGCCGCCGGCUUGCUCUGCAACGCUUUCGUCAAGGAACCCCCUGCCAUUCGGGGGCCUCAGCUGGCUAGACGCCAGGAGAAGGCUGAGGAGACUGAGGAGAAGGGGCAGGACGCCAUGUUUUGA